Molecule: messenger RNA, 1725 nt
Organism: Prunus dulcis (almond)
Lineage: Eukaryota; Viridiplantae; Streptophyta; Magnoliopsida; Rosales; Rosaceae
Exons: 1
Coding region: 1-1725 (574 amino acids)
Biological process (GO): DNA integration
Molecular function (GO): RNA-DNA hybrid ribonuclease activity; nucleic acid binding
Source: RefSeq, a predicted model, not a curated record
AUGGAGAGGCCGAAGACGACGAAGGACAUUCAAAGCCUUACCGGACGCGUGGCCGCCUUGACCCGCUUCAUAUCGAAAGCUACCGAUAAAUGUGUACCGUUCUUUAAAGCCUUGAAAGGGGGCAAACAGAAUAUCACAUGGACUGCCGAAUGCGAUAAGGCAUUUCAAGACUUAAAGAACUACAUGAGCAAAGCCCCCCUGUUGUCAAAACCACUGCCUGAAGAAAUUCUCUACCUCUACCUUUCGGUAUCUGGCACUGCCGUGAGUUCGGUAUUGAUUCGAAAACCAGAAAUUUCUGGCCGAUUGAUCAAGUGGGCAAUCGAACUCGGGGAAUUCGACAUACAGUUCGUUCCGAGGCCCGCCGAAAAGGGCCAGGCUGUUGCCGAUUUUAUCUCCGAGCUUACCCCAUCAACAGCACAGUCGACGCCCGAAGCGGUUACCAAGACCGUCUUGCCGGACGAGCUAGACGCCGAACGCUUUGACACCUCAACUCCCAUAUGGGGUUUGCACGUCGAUGGCUCGGCAAACCAACAAGGAUGCGGAGCGGGCUUGGUACUGACAACACCGGACGGACUCAAGAUCGAGUACGCCCUCCGAUUCAACUUCCGAACCUCCAACAAUGAAGCGGAAUAUGAAGCCCUCUUGGCCGGCCUUCGGUUAGCCAAGAGCAUGAAUGCAAAGCAAAUCCGAAUUCACAGCGACUCCCAGCUCAUCGUGAACCAGGUAACGGCAGACUUCGCCGCCAAGGAUGCCUCCAUGCACGCCUACCUCUCAACCGCCCAUCAGCUACUCCAAAGCUUCCAAGCCUACGGGAUCAAACAGAUCCCCAGAGGUGAAAACAGCCAUGCCGACGCACUGGCGCGCCUGGCUUCGGCGAUAAACGACAAGGUCGGAAGGAAGGUGCCGGUGGAGAUUCUUGCCCAACCGAACACGGCAGCCUCCGAAACGUGUACCAUACGGUAUGAGGAUACAUGGAUGUCUCAUAUCUACUCGUACCUGACGAACGGCACCCUUCCUAAAGAUAAGGCCCAGGCCCGGAAGCUUAGAUACCGAUCAGCAAGGUACACUGUCAUCAACAAUGUGCUUUACAAGCGUCGCUACACCACCCCAUAUCUCAAAUGCCUUACGGCAGAGCAGGGGGACUACGUCCUUCGGGAGAUCCAUAACGGUGUGUGUGGCGACCAUUCUGGAUCCCGGUCCCUCGCCUACAAAGCCUUUCGGCAGGGAUACUUUUGGCCGACCAUGCAUCAGGACGCUAAUUCACUAGUGAAGAGAUGUGACAAAUGCCAGCGCUUCGGUAACGUUCAGCAUAUCCCCGCCGAACCUCUGACACCGAUUGUGAGCCCUUGGCCUUUCGCACAAUGGGGACUAGACCUAAUCGGUCCGAUGCCGCAAAGCAAGGGGCAGGUAAAAUAUGCAGUGGUUGCCGUUGACUACUUCACCAAAUGGGUGGAAGCCGAACCUCUGGCAACCAUAACGGCAGCAAAAAUGGAGGAUUUCGUCUGGACUCAUAUUUGUUGCCGAUUCGGUAUCCCAUAUGCAAUCAUUACCGAUAACAGUAGACAAUUCGAUUCGGAACUCUUCAGGCAAUUUUGCACCCGCCUGAAAAUCAACUUGUUUUUCGCAUCACCAGCCCAUCCCCAGUCGAACGGUCAGGUCGAAGCAAUAAACAAAAUAGUGAAGAAGCUACUGAAACGGCAGCUGGACAAGGCCAAGGGAGCCUAG